AUGGCACCUUCGGCUACCUGUGCACGUUGCGGAGAUCAUGAUGAAACCUUCCUUCAUUGUGUUCGAGAUUGCCGAUUUUCUAGCAACAUUUGGCACAAAAUUGGUUUCAUAGGUACUGACUUCUUCACUGUUCAAAAUGCUUAUGACUGGAUCAAAAAUAGCACCUCAGAUAACCGCACCACUCUCUUUCUUGUCGGUCUUUGGUGGGUUUGGAACCGCAAUUUAAUGUACCUAAAUAACGAAACUUGGUCGAUGACUCGUCUUUGCAACAACAUUCACAGUUCAACGGAUGUAAUCCGAUCAAGCUUCCAGAGAGAUGGCAGCGCUGCUCCACUUGAUCGUUUAAUUAAAUGGAAUUGCAACAAUCACCAAGGUUCAAUUUUAAAUGUUGAUGGCAGCUGCUUAGGAUCCCCAACCCAUGCGGGCUUUGGCGGUCUCCUCCGUAAUAAUGCAGGCUUUUAUUUAUCAGGCUUUUCAGGUUUCAUUCCCAACUCUACUGAUAUCCUAUUGGCAGAACUCACAACUAUUUACCAUGGAUUGAGUAAGGCUAUUGAAAUGGGUGUGGAUGAUUUGAUAUGCUAUUAUGACUCUCUCCUCUCCAUCAAUCUCAUCUUUGUUAACACGACGCGGUUUCAUAUCUAUGUUGUGUUAAUUCAAGAUAUUAAAGACAUGUUAGACAACCGUAAUUACUUCCUCCAGCAUACUCUCAGAGAGGGAAACCAGUGUGCUGACUACCUGGCUAAACUAGGAGCUUCCUCAUAUGUGGAGAUCAUCACCCACUCCUCGCCUCCGGUCGACCUCCUUCCCUUGCUAAGGAUCGACGCGUCGGGAAUUUUCUUUACUAGGCCCUAG
Molecule: messenger RNA, 852 nt
Organism: Medicago truncatula (barrel medic)
Lineage: Eukaryota; Viridiplantae; Streptophyta; Magnoliopsida; Fabales; Fabaceae
Exons: 1
Coding region: 1-852 (283 amino acids)
Molecular function (GO): nucleic acid binding; RNA-DNA hybrid ribonuclease activity
Source: RefSeq, a predicted model, not a curated record